Saccostrea echinata is the source of this 9121-nucleotide messenger RNA. RefSeq names its product protein PRRC2C-like. Gene Ontology annotation, biological process: cell differentiation. Lineage: Eukaryota; Metazoa; Mollusca; Bivalvia; Ostreida; Ostreidae. The transcript is spliced from 37 exons. The record is from RefSeq and is a predicted model, not a curated record. Bases 222 to 7955 code for a protein of 2577 amino acids.
AACUUAUUUGCAUAUUCAUAAUUAUUGCACCGCCAUCUUGGAAGUGAAAUUAUUCACGACCAUCGGUAAAAUCCGAGAAAAAUCUUUAUCAUCACCUUCUUCAGUGGACAUCUGAAGGAAUUUUUAUUGUUUCCAAUAAUAGCCCAGUGGAACGGACCCGUACUAAGCGGUUCGUUCAUAGGCUAAGUAAUUAGAAAAUCUUCAAUGAGUGCACAGGCAAGAUGUCCACAUUUUCUGGGAUAGGCGGAAAAGGUGAUAAGGGAUCGAACAAAUACAAGGCACUAAACAUAAAUAAUAUCUACCAAGGCAAGAGUGUACCAACACAGAAAAGCACAGUAGCACGUCAGCAUGGGUUACAAAGCUUGGGUAAAGUGGCAAGCAUGCGGCGUAUGCCGCCUCCGGCUAAUUUACCAAGUUUGAAAAGUGAGAAUAGUGGAAACGAUCCUAACAUCAAUUUAGUACCAACAGGAGGUUCAGGAUGGGGCACGAAGGAGAAAGAACAAGAGAAGUCGACUGCUACGACAAGUCAGCCGCCAUUGUCGCAGCCAUCGCAGGCUACUGCAGUGCCAUCCGCACUAUCUACAACAAAGACAACUGUUGCUGGGGGCAGUGCAGCAGUAACUUCAUCAACAACACCAUCCGGGACAAAUACAGCACCAAAGUCCUGGAGCAGUGUAGCACUUGGAGAAAGGGGCAGAACUCUUGGUCACCAUUCACCUUACCAGGAGGAAUUUCCAACAUUAAAGUCAGCAGGGGAAGACAAAGGAAAAGAUGGCAAGAAAGAAGAAGAAGGAACAGAUACACAGUAUGGACCAGGGCCAAGUUUGCGACCUCAAAAUGUCGCGAGUUGGAGAGAAGGAGGUGGGCGUGGCGCCAUGCAACAGCAGCAAAGCAAGCCAGAUUCACCAUCAUCACCAACAGGAUCUAUGUCCCAAGGCCAGACCGAAACACAACAGAAUGGCCCCCAGACAUCGGGCCCAACAGAGGUUCCCAGUCAGCCUCCAAGGCCUGGCUCGGGGCCUUCAGGAGGACCCAUGCCUAUGGGUCCUCCAAUGGGAAUGCCACCUCAGUAUCGGAUGAUGCCUCCAUAUAUGUAUGGCAGAUUCCCACCUGGCUACCCACCUAAUUAUCAAGGGAUGCCAAGACCUCCCUAUCCGUAUGAUCAGAGGUUUAGACAUCCACCUCCUAUGCCACAACAGCAGAGGCCCCCUGUUGGUGGUGAGGGGGAAGAAUACAAGAGAGCUGCUAUUAUCUCUGAAAAAGACCUGAAAGAUUUUGACAAUCUACGACUUGAACAUGAAGAUGAGGGAUGGGCUGGGGCACAGGGUGAAAUUGAUUACUCUGAAAAACUUGUCUUCAGUGAUGAAGAAGAUGACGAUAAAGAAAGUAGUAAAUCUCGGCCUAGGAGAGGUGACAAGAGAGAGAGGAAGGACAUUAUGAAUGAGGAAGAUGAUGGUGGCAAGGGAGAAAGAGGAUCCAAUAUGCCAAGAGAGGCCUGGGGUGGUGGACCUGUUCCUCCCCAAUAUAGAGGCAGACCUCCUAUGGGAAUGGAUGGGAGGUGGCAGAUGCCUCCAUUUGAUUAUAUGGGACCUCCCCCAAGAGGACCUCCAUAUCCACAGUAUAGAGUACCCCCUCCAGGUCAACGUCCACCAGGGCCAUAUCCCCACCCCCAGAUGACCCCACCACAUCCCCCGCAAAGUCCUCAGAGUCCAGGACCAAGUCCGAGUCCAAAUCAGACUCCAAAAAAGAGUGAGACAAAAGAUGAAUUGGAGGAGGAGCUUUGGAAGGAGAAGCGCCUGCAGCGAACAGAGGAGAUGUCAACUGCCAUCCAAAGAGCUCGUCAGAGACGUGAAGAUGAGGAGAAACGAAUGGAAGUGGAGCGGAAAUCUGCUGCUGCAGAAAAACUUAGACAACUGGAUGAACGCAGCAAGAAACGUGAAGAUCGGGAUGUGGAAUCUGACAGCAGGUCAGAGGGAAGGUCAGAGGGAGGAAGAUCUAGUAGAACACCAUCUGAGAGUAGCGAAAAAGAAUUCAAAACUCAUAAAGAACAGCACAAGCACUCAGAGUCCAACAAAGCCAGCUCAAGAUCAGCUGUUCCACCACGGUUCCAGAAGCAGCUUUCUAAUGAACAUCCACCUACAUCAGUGAGGCAGACAGGUCAGGGCACUCCUACAUCACCACAGCCCCAUCCUCAGAUGAGACCAGGGCAAGGGGGGCCUCCACCUCCAUGGUUUUGGCACCCAUCCAUGCAGAUGCCUCCUUAUGCUUUUGGAAGACCUCCAGUAGAUAUGCAGGGGAUGCCAAUGUAUCCACCAAUGCGGCGUAGAAAUGACAGUCAUGGUUCUGGCAAUGAUGGUCAAGAUGGUGAGGGAAGACCAGAAGGAUAUGAAAGGGGUGACCCCAGACAGUUUUAUCCUCCAAUGCCUCCACACCUACAGUUUGAUGGGCGUGGACCUCCACCUUACUUUGAUCAAAGAAUGUUUUCAGACUAUGAGAAACAAAUGAUGGAAUAUGAAAGAAGGCAGGAUCAGGACAGACGAGAAAAGGAUCAUCGAGCUGAUCGUAGUUAUGAAGAGGAACAAGAGCCUGAAACAAGAGCCCCAGAAAAAAGAACACCCCGACUACAGAAGGAUCCAUUCGAUGAUACACCUGAUGAUAGAUACACUCCUUCACCCAAGGAUUCAAAGAAAGAGAGUAGGUUAGAAGAUAAGAAAGAUGAAAAACAGUCAAAAGAGGAUCUGAGAGAAAGAGUGGAUCAUUAUGAUGACAGAAAAGAACGACGAAGUGAUAAAGGUAGCGACCGAAGAGAUGAUAGAAAAGAUAGAGAAGUUGACUCGCAGAAGAGUUACAGAAACAAGGAGGGUCGUUCCAGUAAAGCUCCAUGGUCUACAGAUGAUGGAAGUCGAUCUUACCGGGAAAAGAGAGAAUAUCCAAACUGUCCCCCACCUAUUCCUGCUCAACAAUCACAGCAGAACCUUCCCCCAAGAUCCAACUACACUACACUAAAAAGACCUUUAUCAAACACUAAUGACAGGAAAGCUGAAUAUAUGAAAGAGCAAAGCGAGGCAAAAUCAAAGUCAACAAGCAAGGAUCAACAAAGAGAUUUCAAGUCUGGUAAAGAAAACAAGUCUGCAGAAAGAGAGGAGAGACCAAAGCAGAUAGAUGAACAGGACAAGAGCAUGGACCGGUCUGAAAAAGUAGACUCAAAUAAAGAUAAGCAGCAGUCUAAGGUAAAAGAGGACCGAAGAGAAAAAGAAGAUUCAGUUGGGCGAGAGGAAAGACCGUCUGCAUGGGAUAAACCAUUGCGAGAUGAUGGAAAAGGAGAUAGACGUUCUGAAAGAAGUCAACCACCAUUAAAGAAGAAACGGGAAGAAUACAAUCAGGAAAAGUCAGACAGAGACAGGAGACAACCAUCUUCUAGAGCCCGUGAGUUCGUACGGGGAAGAGGUGGCAAAGUUACCAGGGGAAGCAAACCUGGUACCGCUCCUAGCAGAGGUGGUCGAGGAGGUAAUCGUGAGGGUUUUCCCCGUAACUAUGAUAGACGUGGAGGGGAGAGAACCAGCUACCGAGUUGAGAGGUCUAAAGCAUUUGGUGGACAGUGGUCAGAUCAUGUAGAUGAAUUGGAGCUGGAGGAAGAAAUGCAGAGGAGGAGAGAGAAAGCUGAAGAAGUUGAUUAUGAUGGAGAGGAAGGAUCCAGAUCACCUGAGGAGUUUGUGGAUCAGGCUAACUCUGGCAAAGUCAGGGAACAGAAAGAGAGGAGAGCUAGUCAAGAACAACAGAAACCAAAGCCGUUCAGCUGGGAAAACCGAGCAAAAAAUAUGGAACUGAAGAAGGAAGACAGUUUAGAAAAGCAGAAGCAAUUUGAAGAAGAAAAAAAAUUGGAUGAGGGUCAAAUAAGUAGAAAGCCACCAGCUGAUGAGAGGUGGGAAUCUAGGAAUGGCCGUGGAGGCUUCCAGCCUAGAGGUGAACCUUCAAAGAGAGGAAGAGGAGGAUCUUCAAGUACAAGAGGACGAGGAAGAGGUUCUAUGCGAGAGUCAGGAGAACGAGGAGAAAGAAGAAAUUACUCAGCUCCAUCAAGAGGUGGAGGAUUUGGCCGUCAAGGACAAAGGGAAGGGGGAGAGGUCUCCGAAAAAGGCCCACCCAGGAAAGAAAACAGAAGGCAGGAAAGAUAUCCCCCACCCCCACGAUUUGCCCAGAAACGGGGGGGUUUAAACGAGAGGGGGAGGGGUGCUGAACGUGGUCGUGGCCGCGGCAGAGGUCGUGGUGGUAGUGCCCCUCCCACCACUGCUCUCCCUGUUAAGCGACCACAGCUAAACAAGGAGAACUCGCAGGAAUAUCCUGAAGGGGAAGAGUGGGAAACUGCCUCAGAGAGCAGUGAUGUGUUGGAAAAAAAGGAGUCAAAAAAUGACGUGAAAGACAGAGACAAAAGAGAUUCAGCAGGGAAGAAGUUCUCUAGUCAGCGGCCUCAGGGUGAUAGACAAGGCAGAAAGGGGGGUCAAAACAAUGAGUGGAAAGCUAAUGGAGAGGUAUAUCAAGGGAGAGGUGCAGGAAAAGAAAGUGGGUCAAAAAACGGGUCAGGUAGGGUUCAUCAGAGGGAUGGACCCCGAAAGCCAUUUGGUUCAAGUAAAAAAGAACAGAAUAGUGUGUACAGAGUGGGAGAAGUAGUACAUGAUGAUCCAAAUGCUAUCCAAUCAGCCAUCAGCAAUCUCGAUCAAAAAAACUUGUAUGGCAGGAAAGCAGACCUCAGUGAUGUCUCCAAACCAGUAAAAGUGGAGGAGAAAAAAAAUGCUCUGGCAAAUAUAGACAUCAACAACUAUGCAAGUGUGGUUGUUAUUGAUGAAGUACCAGAGGUUACCAACGAUGAUCCUGCUUUCCUGUUUGAACAAAAUGAUGGUUUCCAGGAAGUGACGUCCAAGCGUACUAUUAGGAGUAAACAGAAGGCUCAGCAAGAAAUCGAGCUCAUGAAGCAAAAAGAACAAACCAAAAAAUCUGUCUCAAAGGUUGUUGUAAAACCCAAAAGUGUACAUGUGAAAGUGAGUGUAGAAAAACCAAGAUAUAAAACCAGCAAACUACCUCCAAGAUUGGCCAAGAAAAAAGAAAUGAUGGAAAAGGAGAGAAAAGAGGCAAAGGGGUUUGAAAUGAAGAUAGAAAAUUGGGACAAUGAAUUGGCCAAUAAUAUUCCUACUCACUCUGACAACAUGGGCAUUUCUCGAGAUUCUAAAGGGAUUCCUAACAUGAAUAUGAUGCCACAAGUAACUACAGGGCAGAUUCCAAAUUCAGUGACCAUUCAGAAUAGCAAUAUGGGAUCAUUGGUGACAGCUCCUUUACCUGUGGCCAGUGCAUGGGGUUCCAAGCCUCCCAUAUCUUAUGCUGCAGCAACUGGAUCUGUGGAGAAACCUGAAAAUCAUGACAGUGGAGUUGAUGUUAGUGACCAACCUAAUUCUGCGAGUUCCUCCACGCGAAGCUCCCCAAGUGCAGAAAAUAAAUUGAAGAAUGAGAAGGCAAUACAACAGGAAGAUGAUAAACUUGCCCAUAAUGACAAGUCAUUUGGAUCUCCAAAACCACAGAGACAACCCAAGAUAACUCGAAGUGAGAAGGUUAGUGUAAAGGACACAAUGGAGAAAUCUGAAGGAAUGAAAACAAUCAAGAAACCAGAGUCACUGAAAGAGAAAUCCAGAACAACAAGCACCUUAGAGAAACCGGAGCCUAUCCAGCUCCCUCCCAGCUUCAGUAAAGUAGCAAUGGAUGAGUCAAAUGAGAUCAAACUGGACUUUAUAUACGAUGAUGAUCUUGCUUCUAGCUUUCCUGACAAAGCAGAACAGAAAGCCAGUGUAAUAGAGGAGAGUUCUCCUGUCACAGUGUCAUUAUCGGGGGGAACAAGUAGUGAUCACAAUGCAGGGCCUGCAUCUCCAGCUGCCCAAGAUCUGAACUCCAAAAUAGCGGCUGUGAAAACAUUCUGGGAUAGUGAUCAGACUGAUGUCUUUAAUGUGAUUGCCAGUAGUGCAGGUUUAGGCAACACAGUUACAACUACUGAAACAGAUCUGGCAAAUGCAUCUUCAUUUCACUCAUUUAGCUCAGAUCCUAACUUGGCUGGUCCUGACCAUGGGUCUGGUAUUGGUUUAGAUUCUGUAGUCAUGUCAGCAGAUGAUGGUAGCAGAAGUGGAUCUAAGAAUUUAUCUCCAAGAGUGCAGGAUGCAUUAUCAACAUUCAGCUCCUCUUCUAUGGAGGCAACGAUGGAUAGCAAAAACGCAGAGCAGACCAACGUAUGCAAGGUCAAACCCCAACAGUUGCAGUCUCCAUUGGAGUCAGACAGCUUGUCAAACAGUGCUGGAAGUGGGGGAAUGUUGGGAGUUCCAGCUGAAGAUCCCACUUCUACUCUACAAUCAAUGCUAACCUCACCACAUCCUUUCCAGAGUUUCCCUUUGGGAACGUCACAGAUUUUGCAACAAGAACCAAGAUUGAGCCAGUCAAGCUAUGGUUAUGGUCUGUCACAACAACCUCCACCAAUGGCCCAGCAGUCCCUGUUCAUGACUCCCUCUCAGGAAUCUUUUUCAAUGCCGCAGAUGUCAGCUUUCCCUAAUAGGAACCAGCCCCAACCUCAACAACAGCAGCAACAUGCUCAGUUUGGUCAAACCCCUCCACAGCAAAGCACUAUCAUGGUGUCUUCAGCCACCUCCUCGCUCAUGUCAACCUCCAUCAAGCCACCAAAUCAAAACACAGCUUAUGGAGCAUUACAGAAGAAUAUGGCCCCAGGAUCACUGCAAUUUGGACAACAGAUGAACAGCACUUCCCUUCAGCCAUCACAGAUGUCCUUUAUUCAGUAUGACCCAAGCACACUGUUUGGAAAUCUAACACAACCUACUCAGAAUGUUAACACUUCACAGAUUCUCAACUCCCACGUUGUUCAACAAAGGGUGCAACCACAUCAGGCGACAUCAUUUUAUCAACAGUCACAGCAACCCUUACAACAGAGCUUCUUUUCAAACCAGCCUCAAUCAAACAGUAUCCAGCCUAUGGGUAAUGGAAAUCGCAAAACAGGCGGGGAGCAACUGAUGUUUCAAGCAUGCAUACUAUCAGGAGCUCUGCAACAAGCUGCCGCAGCAGGACCUCAGUUUUCCAUGCAAACUUUUGGAAAUCAGACCAAUAACCCAGUCGCCACUGGACUGAAUCUUUCCUUGCAACCCUCCAACCCAGCUGCCGCUGUAGCUCAACAAGCUCUGGGCCUUGGGCCUCAGACAAAUGUCUCGAAAGUGUCACAGUUCAGUCACCCCCUGCAGCAGCCUAGCCAGACUCCAGUCUCUCCUCAGAGCACACCUAUGAAGUCUCCGCCACAAAGCACAAACUUUGGAGUAACAUCAUCUGUACCACAAACACAAGGGGGUUCCAAGUUCUUUGGAACUAAUCAGCUACAAAACCGAUCUGGAAAUCAGAGGUACAACUUCAGUAGUAGUAAUGUGCAUAACAAUAUAAAUGCACCACCAUUUAAUCCAAAGAUGAACCCAACUUAUGGUCAACACAUGCAGUCUGGAGGAACAGUUGCUAGACCACAAAUGCUGAUCAACACAGGUAAUUUCCGGCCAACUGUUCAACCAAGCCAAGCAAAUUUCCCUAACCCAAUUCAGCGACCUGCUGGACAGAUGCCGGUCAAUGUCAAUCCCAGGCCUCCACGCCCUCAGGGCAAACCACCGGGUCCUCCCCCACCCACUCAAGAAAACACCUCAAAAGUCGGGGCAGCAUUCAAAGCCCAGCAAGCUAAGGAGAGACAAGGAUUGUUAGCUCAUGCACAGAGUUUCUUAAAUCCACAAAAUAAGCCUAGCAUCAAAAAUGUGCCACCCAAAGGUGACACUGCUGCCCCAGAAAAGAAAGCCUCUCCUACUCCUAAUGGUGGGGUAACUGACAGUAAGAAUUCUAACCCUACCACUGAAGGAUCACAGUCUGGGGAGAAAUCCCAGUAAAUUAUAUGGAAGCAUUAUGUCUGGGCAUAUUAUUGUGUUAUAUCAAAUUUUAUUAUAUUUAUACAUUUAGUUUUAUACUUUACAGGAGUUUAGAGUUGUGCAUUGAUGUGAAUUUGUCCACAAUAUUUUAUGUCAGACAUACUGCUGAGGUCUGUCAUGUUAAUAAGCCAUGUUGUUGGUCAUCUGUUUGACUCCUGGCUGAAUCUGUACAGAUGUCAUGAAUUUGUAAAUAGUCAUCAAUCUGUAGUAAAUCAAUCAGAAUGUUUGAAAGAAUGUUUGUACUUUCACAGGUGAUUUUACAUACCUGGACUCUCUUGUAGUUCUUCCGCAAUUCAAAUGCUGAUUAUAUAAAGAAACUGAGGAAUUUAAUGAAACUCAGUGACACUUAAGUUACAGUGAAUGGACUGAGUGAUUAAGUCUGUGGUAAUCUUUUUAAUGAUUGGUUCAUUUUAAAUAAGCAAAAAUGUGAUUUGGUUUUAUAGAAGUUUUGUUUUUAUUAGCCCUAGUUAACAGAAUUGUUACCAAGUGAGCUCCAAGAUGAACCUUAAAUCUUGUGUCUGUCAUUGACAUUAAAAUUUUAAAAAAGUGACAGCUGAUAAGAUACAAGAGAAAGUGAAAGAAGAUUCUGAGUGCCCCAAGCAGAGGAUCAGGAAGGGGAAUGUUGUAGGAGAAGAUGGAGAGCCAUGCCCCAGGUUCUUACUUCUGUAUCAGACUCGGGUGCAGGUUAUCUGCCCCUAACCUCACCCUUGUCUGAGAACAUGACAGUAUAUAUAUUAAUAUACAUAUAUGUAUUUAGAUGUUGUCCUUCCCUCUCACAUGUUCUUUUUUAUUAGUUGUUUUCACAUAUUGUCCAAGGACACUAAGCAUGAUGAGUUUGUUUUUAUCAUUGAGUCUGUCUGACGUUGACAUGAUUAGUAUGACGAGAGAGUCUUGACAUAUUUAUAAGUAUGUGAGGGAUUCAUGUUAUGUCAGUUGUGAAGACAGUCUUGUGAUGAUGGGUGUGUUCUUAGUAUAUUAGCCAAAGACUGCUAUUACAAUGUUAUGUUCAGCACAGAGGGAUUUUUGUUGUGGAAAAAAGUUUUAUUCAUUUUUGACCUUGAAAAAUCUCAGCUUAUAAACAAUGUAGCUCAUUGAAAUAAUAAAGGGCUAUGUAAAAGAUGUAAAAA